This is a messenger RNA of Leptidea sinapis, 6201 nucleotides long. Its product is annotated as homeobox protein BarH-like 1b. Gene Ontology annotation, biological process: regulation of DNA-templated transcription. Bases 75 to 989 code for a protein of 304 amino acids. NCBI's taxonomy places the organism in Eukaryota, Metazoa, Arthropoda, Insecta, Lepidoptera, Pieridae. Gene Ontology annotation, molecular function: DNA-binding transcription factor activity, RNA polymerase II-specific; DNA binding. The transcript is spliced from 2 exons. The record is from RefSeq and is a predicted model, not a curated record.
UCGAUCCGUCAGCCGUAUUUCGUGUGAUCUGUCCGAUUUAUUGUGGCUAUAGUGUGAUGGAUGUGAAUUGAACUAUGGAGGAGGAGUCGAUGUCAGGGCACAGCUGUUCUGAAGACGACAUCAGUGUGGGGCGACCGUCGCCAGCACCCUCGAGGUCGCAAUCGCCUCAAGACUACUUCAGACCUUUGAAGCGACUGAAGAUGGCUUCGGAGCCGGUAGAAGAUAGACGAGGAGACGGCGUGAAGAGUUUCUCUAUACUGGACAUUUUAUCUCACAGUCCCCGAACUCCACCGAGAAUCGUUCGUCCUUGGGACGCGUCGGGUUUUGAAAGACUUCAGCGAUUACAGCGAUUAGCUGGUGCUGCAUUGUUAGACGGAGAGCGAUGGAGACUUGCUGCGUUAGGUCUCCUCAGGCCGAGGGAGAUGGCACCAGCAGAAUGCUGUGAUUCAGCAUCUGAGAGAUCCUCCUCAGCGUCAGAUUGCUGCUCGGAGCCGCGAAGAGUAUCUCAGCCAGGCUCCACCGCACCACAUACGCCUUUGGACGCGCUUUUCCACAUGACCAGUAAAACCUUCGAAGCAAAUAAUGCUGACAAUGGAGAUAGUCAGUCAAGUCACCUCAAUCUCUUCAAUUCCCGACCACAGCCGAAGAAGAAGCGAAAGUCCAGAACAGCGUUCACGAACCACCAAAUAUUUGAGCUGGAGAAACGAUUCCUUUAUCAGAAGUACUUGUCGCCAGCCGAUAGAGAUGAGAUUGCAAGCUCUCUUGGGCUAUCCAACGCUCAGGUCAUAACAUGGUUCCAAAAUCGACGCGCGAAACUGAAAAGGGACAUGGAGGAAUUAAAAAAGGAUGUGGAAAGUGCGAAGGUGCUUUCAGCUCAUAAGAGUUUUCUUGAGAAUGUAACAGACUUGGGUAUUCUGAAGAAGAAAGCCAUGAGUAUAGGCGCAAGCGAGGAAGCUGCUACUAACUUAGUAGUGAGCGCUUCUAAAUGAAACGAGGCGGCGCGGUCUAUCGCGCCAAGCGUCUCAUACGAUAGACGUUUUGAGUUCUAAAGUGACUUUUGCUAAAGUGACAGUGCUUUCAUGAGACUUAUAAACCGGUGUUACGUUACGGCUCCAUCUAUGUUUUAUUCCAGCAGUUAAUCAUGUCCGACACGCAAAUGUUAGCGCAGUUAUUGGGAAAAUUUCCCAUCCCACUUCUGAUGUUAUUCAAUUUGGAGGAUAAAAUUAUUAUUUUUUAUUUAAUUAUCUAUAUUAUUAAUAGAUACUAUUAAUGGCGUACGUUAUAAUAUACUUGGAUAAAGUCUUGAUUGCGUAAAAUAAAAAAUCAAAAGAGUUCUAUACAUAAGAGUUCUAUAUAUUCACGGUUAAAUAAAAAAAAAUCUUUGAUUGAAUUUGAUGAAGUCAGUAGGAUAAAAAGAGGUUUCUGUUAUAUUAUUAAUUUUAAAAUGCGGUAAUAAAUAAAAUACAAUAUCAAAUCUGAAUAUACUUAGUAGCAGAUAAAGUUUAGACUUUACCAAUACAGAUAACUGAUUAAUGGCGGACUUAAAAAAUAGUAGGUACCAUGUUAAAAGCAUAUGGCGCCGUAGUUUUAGUUUUUAAUUCAUUAAAUCUGUAAAUAAUUAGAUGGUUGUACAAAUAAACAUAUUUAUAAAUGUGAUAGUUGAUUAUUAGUACUUAAUAUUAUUAGAGAUAAAUUAUUAUUUAUUAUUGAAUCCAGCUUUUGAAUCUGUAGAUGGAAUAUAGUUUUAAGAUAAAUAUUCCAAUAUCUGUUUAUGAUAUUAGAAAUAACAUUACUGAGGCCUAUCUCAGAUUUGAGAAUUCUAAGGCUGGGUUGCAUUUUAGCUGUUGUAGUUAAGGUUUAAGUCGAAUUCAGAAACGCUGGCUUUAAAAUAGUCUGCGGAAUGUGUUGCACCAUCGUAUUCCUUGGCAUAGUUAAAAUUUUAAAGUAAAAUAUCAAGUCAAUAUCGAAUAUUUAUUUGAUACUUUGGACAGGUCGCUAUCUAGCUGUUGAACAUUAACAAUAGAUUGGACGGUUACGGUUAACAGUUAAUAUAAUGACGUCAUCUAAAAAUUGUCAAAUAGUGCAACACAUUUUUUUGCUUAGCCGGUACUUUAACAUGUAUGUUAUUGCUAAAGUAAUUUGGUGCCACCCAGCCUAAAGGUGUCUGUCGCUUUAACGCGGGUAGGCUGUCAAUCAGUAUGACAAAGACUAAAGUAAAUUACUCACAAAUCCAGGUUUCCUACUACAUAUUUCAAAACAUAACUUUUGAAAACCGAAUGAGAAAGAAAUUUGCUGAAUUAGACUCUUUGAUCUGUAUACCUACAUGGCUUUUGUGUAUUUGAUGAAGCCUUUUUAAGUAAUCUUACACUAAAAAAAAACAGAAAAAUAUUUCAAUGUUAAUAAACAAAAUCUAUAGAAAAAAAUACAGAUAAUAUUUCUAUUGAUCUUAUUUGAAAAGAUAUUGAUGUAGGAUUGAAAAUUAAUGGCCUAAGCACAUGGUCGGAUUUGGUACGGACUGACAAUCGGAUCGUCCGGUCUUGCGCCAAUUGGGCCGGCGUCGUACUCGGUACAGUCCGGACAGUAAUAAUGUUAGACAGUUGAAAUUUUUACAGAUUAUGUAUUUCUGUUGCGACUUUAACAAUAAAUAUGAAAAACAGAUAAAAAUUAAUAUUUAAUUUCGCUCCCAUAAGGGAAAUGUGAUUUUUUGCCAUUUUAAAUAGAAAAUUGUACGGAAGCCUUCAUACUCGGUACAGUCCGGACAGUAAUAAUAAUAAUUUUGUGCGAUAGACAAUGCGGCAUACCAUCGAAUAUGAUCAGACCGCGUCUAACGGUUCGGUCGGACCAAAUCUGAUCAUGUGUUUAGACUAUAAAGAGAAAACAGUCGUGAACUGACAUGACCGCAAAUAUAUCCUGUUAAGUUUUAACAGUAAUUUUAAUAUGAUUAAUAAAUUUAAUGGAAGUUAACAAUUUUUAUUAGUUCCUUUCUACAUUUAAAAACCAGUGCAAUUACAAUUACGUUAAUUUAAAUAAAUAAAUAAAAAAUUACAUACAAUUAAUGUCAGUAUUAUUUUGAAGUUACAAUUUAUUUAGCUUUUUUGUACAUACAACUACCUGAUUUUAAUAGUAUAGUUACAAAGUAGUUAAAUGUUGAUUUAAUAAUUUGUUGAAAAUAUUAAUAUUAUCUUCGUGAAUUUUAAGUUCAUGUGCCUAUUGUACUUACUAGAAAAUAUAACGGUUAAAAUAACUAUUGUAUCUUAUCUUAAUAUAUAUAAAUCCAGUGUCCUGAUGUUUGUUUCCAGUGAACUCUUAAACUAAUGAACGGAUUUUAAUGGGGAUUACUUCAUGGAGUGCAGUUUAGUCCAACUUGAGAGAUAGGAUAGUUUUUAUUUCAAUUUGGGACCCAUAAUUAUUUUUAUUUCCUUUUAUAAUUAUUGUUUUGUAUGGACAUAUUUUCCAUGAGAGAAUAAUUUAUUGACGCACGGUUUGACAGUUCUGCUGUGAAACAAUUUCAUUAUAACAACAGGGAGUAUAUUCUACGAAAUAAUUCUUGAUACUAUGAAAUAUUAUUGACAAAAUUAUACAAAACAGUGUUUUAUUUAUUAUGUACAGAACAAAGUCUGUCGGGUCAGCUAGUUAUAACAUAUAAAUAAUGACAUUGAUACUUAAAAUCAUUAUUACGAGUAAACCGAAUGAUUUGGUCACAUAUUCCAUGAUAGAUUUUCUUUUAUUUUACAAUAACUGACUUUCUAAUCUUAUACGUCUAGAUAGAGUCUCUCGUGGGUUUAGACAACCGAUGAAAACAGGCCAGGCUUAAUACUUUAGUGUGUGUGACAAGCUACGUCUUACACUCGCGAUUUGUAUGACUCUUUGUGUUAGUUUAUGCAUUGCUCAUUUUUUUUCAACUUAACUCAAGUUAAAGGACUUAAACUUAAUUUGACAGUUAAAGCUGUCAUAGUCUAUCUAGACGUUGGUCUAAGCUUCAAAUUUAAGUUUUUAUUUACGCUUAUCGUAAAGCCCAUCUAAUUUUAAAUUUCGGAAAUUUCAUUUCUAUUAUCAGAUCUAUUUAACUUAGAUUAUUUAUACGUCUAUAUAGAGCAUCUUGCUGUUAGGCAACGCAUGACAACAGGUCAGUUUUAUAACUUUAGUGUGCGUAACUUGAUACGUAUUACAUUUUUACGUCACUUUGUUUUAGUAUGAGUGAUAUAUUACAAAUAGAGGUUAACAGUUCGCCGCUAUUUUAUUCGAUGGGUUCAUAGCUAUCACAUGCUAUCUAGACGUAUAAAUUAUCUAAGCUAUGAAUAAGUAGAAAUUCGUUCAAAUUUAGUUUACGUUAAUAUAUUGUGUCAAUCAUAGAUCCGUGAAUUAUCUUGAAAUGUACAAGUAUAAUAAUUUUUAUUGCUGGCAAUAUAAUAUAUGUAGAGGUAAAUGAUUAAAAUUUUAAAUAAAUUUGGGCAAUAUUGUAACAUUACUUGUGCAAUAACUGUUUAGUGCCACAUGACAGAUAUGUGUUGUAAAUAUUAUAUAAGUAAGAAUAUAAUAAUAAGAAGUAUAUAUACCUAUAUUGAUAGUUUUAUUGCAAAUAUUUUUUGAUUAUUUAAUUAACUUUCAGAUAAAUACUUCUAUGACCCGAAACUUACAAAUACACUUAGUUUGUGUUUCUUGAUACAUUUUUUUAAUAUAUCUAAUAUAUAAAAUUCUCAUGUCGCGAUGUUUGUAGUUAAACUCCUUCGAAACGGCUUGAUUGAUUCUCAUGAAACUUUGAGUGCAUAUUGGAUAGGUCUGAGAAUCGGACAACAUCUAUUUUUCAUCCCCCUAAAUGUUAAGGGUGGUCCACACGUUUUUUUUAUUUUUUUUGACAUUUUUUUUAAAUUUGUUUAAUUGUAUGAUUGAUGAAAUACAUACAACUUCAAUUUUUCACCCAUCUACGAUCAACAGUUACUUUAGUAUCGCGAUUUUAAUAUCGGCAAUCCAACGUUUGCUGGGUCAGCUAGUUAUUAUAUAAAUAUUUAAAUGCAAUGUAACUCUAGUUUAAGUCUUAUAUAAAGGGGUAUUGUCAAAUUCUCAUUUUAUGUAAUUUCAAAAUAAGUAUAAAAUAAUUCGUGAAAUGAAAAUGAAAAAGCAUAAUCUUUGAAUUUAUGUAAAAAGGACGAUAUUGUGCUUUAAAAUAAUAAGAAAAAAUAAAAUUCACCAAGCUUGUUACAAAAGUUGUAAACAAAAGUUGCUUCCUGUCAAAAUACGUCCCAAUUGGUACACUUUCGAGUCACGGUGCGCGUGUUAUAGAAUUAAUAUUAUCUCAUCGUUUUAAACAUCUAUCUAAUAAAUUUCCUAUUACAAGUCAGGUUACCUUUUCUCAUCCUAAAAUAUUAGAUUUUUUUAAUAUUUGCUCACAUUUCAUACAUUUAAUAUCUUAAAAUACUUCCGACUGUUUUAUAAUCACAACACAAUAACAAUUGUCGGUAGUAAGAAAAAUAAGAGAAUCACAAUUUCAAAAGCUGUCGAAAUCUGUAAAAACGCUAAUAUUGAAAUCAAAAUAAUAGUAAAAAGUACAAUUGGCAUAGUUUUGGCAUACCCUUUAACUACAAUAAGAACAGUGUAUGAAAAUGACAUAAAAUUAAAAAGCUGAUGUUAUGUUUCGUCAUUAUCAUUCCCGUUCAUCAAUAUGAUAAUAUAUUUUAAAUCUUAAAUAAUUUAUACGUCCAGAUAUCCUGUGAACAAUGUGUGUCGAAAAAAAUAUCGGCGAACUGUUAAGGCGACACUAAAUGCCAGCGACCUUGAGCGAAAUUAGUUCACGGCUGCCGGCCCGCCAUCUAUGUAACAAAGCCAAUAUUUUUAAUAUUCUUGUGUGGAAAACAGUUUAUAUGCUUCAAUCCUCGUUAUUCACUACUAAUCUGAAUAAAUGAACCUACACAAAAAAGUACAAGCUAUAAGAAUAACUUUUCUGAGAGAAAUACCAAAAAAAUGCGUCACGUCAUGCCAAAAAACUUGUUUAACUUCAAAGGAAAUAGUAGUUCAAAAAGGCUCGGCAGUGUUAACUAUAACCAACAGCAAGCCAUUAGCAACCUACAAAUAAGACUUAAGGAUAUGUGUAACAGGAUUAAGUAGUGUUCAUAGCUCGAAAUGCUAUACUUUCACCACAAAACUUGUCUUAAACCAUGUUUGCGUGUUUUCUGCUUACUCUUCGCCUUAACCUCAUUUUCAGCA